Messenger RNA from Botrytis cinerea B05.10, 1814 nucleotides. RefSeq lists its product as hypothetical. The coding region runs from base 196 to 1692 and encodes 498 amino acids. Gene Ontology annotation, molecular function: protein binding. The transcript is spliced from 4 exons. NCBI's taxonomy places the organism in Eukaryota, Fungi, Ascomycota, Leotiomycetes, Helotiales, Sclerotiniaceae. The record is from RefSeq and is a predicted model, not a curated record.
GAACAAAUAGUGGCGGGGCUAUGCGGGACCACCUUUUGUCCAACAGACACAAUACCAUCCAUACCUAUCUAUCGCAUCCUCUCCCUUUUACCUUUUCACAACCCUUUGAUUUUUCCAUCGAUUUUCAAGAACUAUCAUCUCGCGUGUCGCAAAUCCCAUCCCAUCACACAGAUACAUACAGACACAGUUGCGAAAAUGACAGGACCUUCAACACCCGGCCAAGAAGGGCCAUCCUUCGCACCUCCUCCUCUCCCAUCCGGCUGGAUCGCCCAAUGGGACGGCAACUCCAAGAAAUACUAUUUCGUGCAACUCAGCACCGGGGCUUCGCAAUGGGACACACCCACGCACGCUGCACCCACGGGACCUACUCCCCAAGCGACGCCGCAGGGAACAGAACAUCCAUAUGGCUUACCGGGAGAGAAUGGAAGCCAGGCUCAUGCGCACGAGAUGGGCGGUGAUGGGACCAGAGGGUUUGGAGGCGAGAAUGCAGGCGGUGAUGGGGAGAGGGGUAUUGGAUCUUUCAUCACAAACCAAUAUCUCAAGAAACAAACCGGAGGCAUUCUCGGUGGAAGCAGUAGUAAUUCCAGCUCACACGGUGGAUUGGGAGGCAUUCUCGGUGGAAGCAGCAGUAAUUCCAGCUCACACGGUGGAUUGGGAGGCAUUCUAGGUGGAAGCAGCAGUAAUUCCAAUUCACAAGGUGGAUUAGGAGCACUAGGUGGACUCGCCAGUUCAUUCCUUGGAGGAUCAUCCGGAUCAAAUCACAACAACAAUAACAAUAAUAAUAAUAACUCACAUUCCACGAGUGGAAGUGGUUCAUCGGGUAUCGCAGGUGCUUUGAUGGGUAGUUUAUUGGGCGGUGGAAAGAAAACAGAUAAUGCGCAGACGCAGAAUCAGAAUCAGGAUCAGAAUCACUCUAGUUCGCAGAGUGGACAACAUGGACAAAGCAGUGGAAGUGGAUUGAUGGGAAGUUUGGGAGGAAUGUUUGGCCAUCAGAGUCAAUCUCAGGGUGGAAACUUUGGAUAUUCAAACAAUAGUAGUGGAAGCCAAGGAGGUUAUUCCGGUGCUGCCCCUCCAAGUUCAUAUCAGCCAGGUGGUGCAAGCCAAAAUAGUUACAGCUCUCCAGCCCCUGCACAGCAAUCUUAUGGUCAAGGAGCUACACACAAUCCAUCGUCACAAUCUUAUGGCCAAGGAGCUACCCACACUCCAUCGUCACAGUCCUAUUCUCAAGGACAUGCGCCUUCUUACUCUCAAGGAUCUGCUACAUCCCAUCAAUAUGACCCACAAAACCCAUCUCACGGCAUGCCACCAAAACAUGAAUAUGGUGCCCCGGGUCAACAAUCACAAUACGGUGGUCCUCAACAUCAGUCUUCAUUUGGAAAUGCACCACAAUCACAACAUAAUCAAUACCCAGGAGCUCCAGCUUAUGGGUCCGGUCCAAAUUCUCCAGGUGGAUAUGGUGCACCUCAACAUCAACAGCAACAGCACCAGCAGCAUGGACAGCAACAACAUCAAUAUGGUGGUCCCCCUGGUCCAGAGAUGUCAGGAGGAAUGUAUGGUGGUGGUCCGCCUCCUGUACCACAUGGAAGCCAUCCUCACCAUGGUCAACACCAACAACAUGGCUCACAAGGUGGUUCAUCUGGUGGCUACCCUCCUCCCCCUUCAGGUGGCUAUCCUGGACAGCCAGGAUGGUAGUGCUUUUAUUCGCGUCAUGAUAUGAUGAAUAUUGGUAGCAAUCUAAAAAAUUGGUGUGUUUGGGAUGGUCGGGUUUCUUUUUGAUAGAAUGGAUAUGGUAUCCUGUAAAUGCAAAACUUGCA